Messenger RNA from Sinocyclocheilus grahami, 2831 nucleotides. RefSeq names its product probable leucine--tRNA ligase, mitochondrial. The transcript is spliced from 21 exons. The record is from RefSeq and is a predicted model, not a curated record. Gene Ontology annotation, biological process: mitochondrial translation; leucyl-tRNA aminoacylation. Gene Ontology annotation, molecular function: ATP binding; leucine-tRNA ligase activity; aminoacyl-tRNA deacylase activity. Gene Ontology annotation, cellular component: mitochondrion. The coding region runs from base 129 to 2579 and encodes 816 amino acids. NCBI's taxonomy places the organism in Eukaryota, Metazoa, Chordata, Actinopteri, Cypriniformes, Cyprinidae.
CCGUGUAGCGGUGUGAAUCUGUCAUAUGAGUGUAUCGCGUAUUAAUGAAGCUUUGAAUGGAUAUUUAAUAUCGAUCACACUGAACGGAUCGCAAUACAUCUCUAUAGGUCCCGUUAUUUCUCGUAGUCAUGCUGCUCGCUGUGUGCUCGCGGAGGCCACUGCUCAAUGCCCAUCUGAUCAGGCUCAGCGUCCGUGGGCUGUUCAGUGAAUCGGGGGUUUGGGAGCGCGACUAUAAGGCGGAGACACGGCGUCGGGUGGAGCAGUUGUGGCACGGCCGCAUACAGGAACAGUGGCAGAGAGAUGCAGCAGAUCAGAGCUCCCGGAAGAAGUUCUACAUCCUCUCCAUGUUCCCGUACCCAUCGGGUCGGCUGCACAUGGGCCACGUGAGGGUUUACACCAUUAGCGACACCAUCAGCCAUUUCCAGAGGAUGAGGGGCCAUCAGGUGUUGAACCCGAUGGGCUGGGAUGCGUUUGGUCUGCCGGCUGAGAACGCCGCCAUCGAACGAGGCCUGGACCCAGAGGACUGGACCAAAAGUAAUAUUGAGUCCAUGCGGAAGCAGCUGGACAGUCUGGGGCUCUGCUUUAAUUGGGAUCGGGAGGUCACUACAUGUCUGCCCGAUUAUUAUAAGUGGACUCAGUAUCUGUUCAUCAAGCUGUUUGAGGCUGGACUGGCCUAUCAGAAAGAGGCGCUGGUGAACUGGGACCCUGAGGAUCAGACGGUUCUGGCAGAUGAGCAGGUGGAUGAGAGCGGUCGCUCGUGGAGGUCUGGAGCUGCUGUGGAGCAGAGGCUGCUUAAGCAGUGGUUCAUCAAAACCACCAACUAUGCCAAGAGACACAUUUAUGUGGCCAAGAACAGCCUGACUGAGGUCACAGCCCUCAACGUGUUCACCGGCCGCGAGGUUCCAGUGGUGAUUUCCAGCAAGAAUGAGUUCGACGGACAUCUGGACACUGUGAUGGGCAUCCCAGAUAGCAGUGAGGAGGAAGCAGAGUUGGCUCAGUCUCUGGGUUUGAGCUGGAUUUCUGUUCUGAAGACAGAACAAGACGGAACACAGACUCUAAUAAACUCAGAUGAGUUCACAGGUCAAAGCCGGGCAGAAGCUUUUAACUCUGUUACCCAGAAAGCCCGGGAGAGGAACGCUGGUGGAUACCUCACUAGUGCCAAGUUACGUGAUUGGCUAAUCUCGAGGCAGCGCUACUGGGGCACACCCAUUCCCAUAGUGCACUGCAGCGCAUGCGGGCCUGUGCCAGUUCCAGUGGAGGAGCUGCCAGUCAUGUUACCUAAAGUACCGUCCCUCUCAGGGAAAGGGGCGUCGCCCUUAAAGAUGGCACAGGAUUGGCUGAGAUGCCAGUGUCCGAGGUGUAAAGGGCCGGCGGAGAGAGAAACAGACACCAUGGACACCUUUGUGGAUUCCUCCUGGUACUAUUUCAGAUACACUGACCCUCAGAACCCGCUGAGGCCUUUCGAGCGCUCGAGAGCAGAUCACUGGAUGCCUGUGGAUGUUUAUAUCGGAGGGAAGGAGCACGCCGUCAUGCACCUGUACUACGCACGCUUCCUCAGCCACUUCUGCAGAGACCAGGGCAUGGUUUCACACAGGGAGCCCUUCAGAAAGCUGCUGGUCCAGGGUCUGAUAAAGGGGCAGACGUUCAGGGUGGCAGAGACCGGCCAGUACCUCACGAAAGAGGACAUCGACUUCUCAGGUCCGGAGCCCAUUCAGAGGGACAGUGGCAGCCGACUGCAGGUCACAUGGGAGAAGAUGAGUAAAUCCAAACACAACGGGCUGGACCCGCAGGAGGUGCUGCAGCAGUACGGCCUCGACACCAUGCGCCUCUACCUCCUGUACGCCGCUCCACCCGAGCAGGACAUCUUAUGGGACGUCAAGACUGAUGCCAUCCCAGGCGUGUUGCGGUGGCAGGCCCGUCUGUGGGGUUUGAUCACCAAACUGAGAGCUGCACGCGAGGGUCCAGAGACGCCCAACCCGUCCGUCCUCAACAAGAGAGAACGAUCAGAGGCCAGGAAGAUCUGGGAGAACAAGAACUACGCCAUCACACAGUGUAAAUGGCAGGCCCGUCUGUGGGGUUUGAUCACCAAACUGAGAGCUGCACGCGAGGGUCCAGAGACGCCCAACCCGUCCGUCCUCAACAAGAGAGAACGAUCAGAGGCCAGGAAGAUCUGGGAGAACAAGAACUACGCCAUCACACAGGCGGACUGGAUGAUGCUCUGUGUGGAGCACUGGCUGCUACUAUGUGACGAUUUCCUGAAACCUCUCUCAGGUUUGUCUCAGGUGAGGAAUCCUCUAGGAAGUGUGCUGUUGGGGAAGGGAAGUGUCCUUCAGCAGCCGUGGCCCAGUGUGGACCCAGAGUACCUACAAACACCCGACACACUCCAGCUGUCCGUACGGAUCAAUAAUAAGGCGUGUGGGAGUGUAUCUGUACCUCGUGAAGUGGCUCAGGACGCACAGAAGGUUCAGGAGCUAGUGCUGAACAGCCCUCUGGGUGCCCGUCUGCUCUCUGAGCGGGUCAUUAAGAAGGCCAUCCUCUCGCCCAGAACGGCCCUCAUCAACUUUCUGGUGGACGAAUGACAUGAUGGGCCUUACUGGACUUCCAGAAUGGACCGUGCGUGAAAAGGCGCAGAUAUCCAAAGAGCCACAUCACUGAAGGAUUUUUGAAAAGUGAACAAAUAAGGACAUGGUGUACUGAGUAACUUUUCAGUUUUACAAGAUGUUCUUGUCGAGUUGAAAAUGAAAAUGGCUUUGCUCUUUGUUGCUAAAUAAAGAGGAUUUUAGGCAAUUUGCAGGUUAAUAGGAUACAUGUUUUGCCCUCAGCACCAACUC